UAUCGCAAGCUUAUGCAUGCCGUUAUCGAAUCGUAUAGUUACUUCCAAAUGCGAAUCAGUUUUGAAGCGAAUUUUGUGGAAACUGUGUGUGUGCUUCAUUCCAGCUAAAUAUAAUUAAAUCAAAAUGACCGCUUGGAGAGCUGCCGGAAUUACGUACAUUCAAUAUUCAAACAUAGCAGCCCGUGUGUUGCGAGAGGCAUUACGCACAGAACUCCGUGCAGAUGCUGCCAAAAGAAAUGAAAGUCACGUAAAAUUUACACCGUGGGCAAACGGCAGACCAGCUCAUGAAAAGGCUUAAGAGUGCUAAGUCGUUAUAGAUUCUUGAAAAGGGUCUCGCCAAACCUCGUUGGAAUCUUAAAUGCAUUGUACAGCUUUAUACAAAUAUCGGUUCAGCUAUUACACUAUGUAUUGGCAUAAGAUAGAUGUAAACGAAUUCAAAUAAAGCAGAAGGAACUAAAACUGUA
Messenger RNA from Drosophila ananassae, 464 nucleotides. It is a transcript of the gene sun, whose product is annotated as protein stunted. The record is from RefSeq and is a predicted model, not a curated record. Gene Ontology annotation, molecular function: proton-transporting ATP synthase activity, rotational mechanism. Lineage: Eukaryota; Metazoa; Arthropoda; Insecta; Diptera; Drosophilidae. Gene Ontology annotation, biological process: proton motive force-driven mitochondrial ATP synthesis. Gene Ontology annotation, cellular component: mitochondrial inner membrane. Bases 125 to 298 code for a protein of 57 amino acids. The transcript is spliced from 4 exons.